Molecule: messenger RNA, 702 nt
Organism: Macrosteles quadrilineatus (aster leafhopper)
Lineage: Eukaryota; Metazoa; Arthropoda; Insecta; Hemiptera; Cicadellidae
Product: E3 ubiquitin-protein ligase ZSWIM2-like
Exons: 5
Coding region: 1-702 (233 amino acids)
Molecular function (GO): ubiquitin protein ligase activity; zinc ion binding
Source: RefSeq, a predicted model, not a curated record
AUGGAUGUAGAGGUCGGGCUCUACAUUGUGACGGGUGACCCCCGGCACGUCAGGUAUCCGGUGCUGGGAAAACGGAGGUUGGGCCUCGGGGAACUGGGGUGCAUACGCGUGGGGAAGAUGGCACGGGCGGCGGCCUGGAGACAGCUGUGCCCUCCCCAGGUGAGAGCCCUUCAGGAGUUGGCGAGUCUGAGGCCUCUGUUCCUGCUGAGGCAGAGCGGACCGACAGCCUUCAUAGUACAAGAAGCCGAGGAGAAACCAGUGCAGGUACGACUGGGAGAUCCUCACCACUGCAGCUGUAAGAUCCACCAUAAGUCGCGGGAACUGUGUCUGCACAUCUGCUGGGUGCUGCUGAAGAAGCUGCGACUGAGGAUGUCCAACCCGCUGUCGUACCAACUGGGGCUGGUACCCAGAGAGCUGGGCGAUCUGCUGGAGCCCCGGGGACUGCCGAGGACAGUUCCCCGCAAGCCAGCGAGGGCCCGGGCAGAGCAACAAGCUGUGGUGGCCAGAAGACCUCCUCAGUCUGAAGACCUUUGUCCUAUCUGCCUUCUGCCUUUUGGAGACUCCCAACUACCUGUUGUCCACUGUCGCUACGGAUGCGGUAACGCUGUCCACACCCGUUGUAUGGUGCAAGUUGCUCGACAUCAGCUGGACUCUCAGGACCUCGGCACAGAUCGUCUGCUGACGUGUCCUCUCUGCAGGUAA